AUGGCAGGCGACCCUACCCCGGCAUCUGCCCCCCCGCAAACGUGGGCGCCCGCGGACGGUCACUGGGGACCACGAUGUGCCAGAGGUGGGUCCCCCGAUCAUCCUCAGACAUUCAAACCGACUUAUAGUGUCCAGAGACGCCGUAAUCAACUUCGAGUAGCCCAACAAGCGUACCGGAAGCGCAAAGAAACCACAAUUAGCAACCUGCAAACCCGAGUGCAACAACUGGAAGCUGGCAUUGAGAAAUUUAGCCAGUCCUUCCUCUCCUUUAGUAAUAUGCUCCUAGAAGCCCGCGUGCUGCAAAGCCACCCAGAAAUCGCCAGAUCCCUUCAAGAAAUCACUCAAGAGUGCGUGACACUAGCCCAGCAGGGAAGCAAUGACACGGACGGAAAGGUCGAGGCAGAGGCACCAUCGAGCGAUGACAACAAACAACCUGCACCCCAUCCAUCUCAAGCUGUGAUUGCGAACAAAGAGUCUGAUCUAUUCCGUGACUAUGCCAUAAACCAAAUGCCGCAGUCAAUAUCGAAAGCCAAGUGGCCGAACAUGUUGCAGUCCCCGCUGUCGCCACAACAGCAAAGGCCCUUUCCGGACUUGUCCUUCCGCCCUUAUGAACUUGUACUAUCAACAGAUGCUUCUUUAACAGACUCUCAUUCCUCUCCAGAGUUGCUCACUCCACCGGAUACCGAGUUACCUAGCGGCAUGGCGCAAGAGGAUUUAUGGAGCCUUGCUCACCGGAUUGUUCGAGAAUGUUGCAAGAACGGGUACCGCCUGUUAGUGGAGCAGUUUCACAGGACCGAAAAGAUCAAAGAAGUCUUUGGCGGACCUCUCACCCUAAGCGAACGAAACCGCAAAAUUUCAGGCUUCCUGUCCGUGGUUAACGGCUCGGCUGGAGACGCCUUAGAGUUGCGGGCUAAUGUGAUCGGGUUUGUGAAGAAACUGAAAGAUGACAUGUUUCCAUUAUCGGACGAGUACAAAAAUGUGCCCCCGACAUGGAAGAUAGUCCUCGAGGCAGACCCUGCUGAGUGGCUGGAUGCAAAUGGUAUACAGAAGCUAUUAUAUGACAGGGGGCUUCUCGCUGAAGAGAGAAGUCUGCCGAAUGGCGGGGUUGUGCUCACUCCAAAUUCCCGGCUGAAUGUUGCAGCUUUCGUCAGUGCGUUAUCUCUGGGCCCUGUGUGUAUUGGCCUUGGGCCGGCUUUCCGUCGACUCGAUGUGGAAAAUGCAUUGCUCCUGGCGACGUCGUUGGAUCCGUUAGAUCCGUGGUCAUACCAGAACCCAUGCAGCACGGAUGACUAUUUUGAGAUGCCAGAUGUGCUAUGGGAUCAACCAUAA
Molecule: messenger RNA, 1329 nt
Organism: Penicillium chermesinum
Lineage: Eukaryota; Fungi; Ascomycota; Eurotiomycetes; Eurotiales; Aspergillaceae
Product: bZIP transcription factor
Exons: 2
Coding region: 1-1329 (442 amino acids)
Biological process (GO): regulation of DNA-templated transcription
Molecular function (GO): DNA-binding transcription factor activity
Source: RefSeq, a predicted model, not a curated record